GGGCACCGCGGGACCUCGCCGAAUGGACACCCACUGCCUGCUGUGGCACCUGGAAGGCUCAGAGGCAUUUUUGAAAACACGGGGUGUCAACAGAAGAGCUUCCAACCAGGGUUAUUUGCGUGGUUAUGCCCUGCCUUGCCCCAAAUUUCACCUGUAGUUUCAAAGGGGAGAAUACGCUCCCCAGCGCCCCUCUGCAGCUUCAGCGAGCGGGGCCCCCCGCGGGGCGCGGGGCCGCCGCGGAGGAAACUACAGCUCCCGGCGUGCCCCGCGGCGGGGCGACUACAGCUCCCGGCGUGCCUCGCGGCGCGGCCCGCGUGGUGCUGGCGUGAGGCGGCCGCGCUGGCGGAGCCGCCGCCGGGGUCGCCGCCGGGCGAGGGGCGCAGCGGGAACCGCCCGCCGCCGCGGCCUCUGCUGAGGAGGACCCCCGGUGGCGCCCGGCGGAGCGGCAAUGCCGGCUUCAAGUCGCCGAUCCCAUCUCCAAGGUCCUGCCAACCUGAUGGAGCCAGUGAAGAAGCCCUGCAGUAUGAAAUCGAAGAGCUGAAACGGAAAGACCUCGCUCUAGACCAGGAAAUUGCACAAUUCUUGUCUGAAGGCUACAGUCUGGAAGAACUGGAGAAACAUAUCUCUCUACUCCAUGAGUAUAAUGAUAUUAAAGAUGCUGGACAGAUGCUGUUAGGCAAGCUGGCUGUUAUUCGAGGGGUUACCACAAAGCAGCUAUACCCUGAAUAUGAUCUGGAGCUUAGUGACUAGUAUUGAAUCUGAAGACCACAGUGUCCUGCCAAGAUGCCUAUUAGUGGGCCAUUGGGUUUUGGUGUCAUACCUAUUUAAAAUUGAUAAAAGAAGGUCUUGGAAGUGUGUAGACUUUCAAGAGAGAGUAUGUUAACAGCCUUUCUUUUUUUUUCUAAGAAGCUUUGGAACAUGAAAGUUAUCAUCAGUUUCCUGUUUGUGGAAAACGGAUGUUGAGGAUGUGGUAUUUUGUAUAAUCUCAGUUUGUCUACUUCCUGAUCAACCCUUCUUUUUUUCCAUAGGAAGGGUUAUAAUUCAAGGUUUAUGUUGAGUCCCUUCCUACUGAGCUUUUGCUUCUUUACAACAUCAUGAAGCUAUUUGGGAGUGCUAAUCUGCAGGUGGAAGCAGCUUUUAAUGAAUGGAUAGAGGAGGUGAGGGUAGAAGAAUAUACAAUGUAAUAGCUGCUUGAAAAGAAAAGAAAAUCCCAGGGAAGUAGGGAGGGAAGAAGGUUGAAAUGUGUGGGUGGGUUUUUUUGUUGUUGGUGGGGGUUUUUUUGUUUUUUUUUGGAAUGACCAAAUUUGGGAAGUUUGGGUUCUUUGCAUUUUUGUACCUCACUGAUCUGGUAUGUAGAUGUUUUGCAUCAUUUCUGUAGUAAAUAAACAGCAAAAUGUGACAUUGUAUUAAAUUGUCCAGUCUGAAUAAGGCAGCUAUCACCUUUCUCAGCAAUUCCCUGUAUGAGCCAAUGAAACAAUAAAAGAACCUGGGAACAAAUUCUUAAACUAUA
Molecule: messenger RNA, 1510 nt
Organism: Dromaius novaehollandiae (emu)
Lineage: Eukaryota; Metazoa; Chordata; Aves; Casuariiformes; Dromaiidae
Gene: SWI5
Product: SWI5 homologous recombination repair protein
Exons: 5
Biological process (GO): double-strand break repair via homologous recombination
Cellular component (GO): Swi5-Sfr1 complex; Swi5-Swi2 complex
Source: RefSeq, a predicted model, not a curated record